Molecule: messenger RNA, 2736 nt
Organism: Durio zibethinus
Lineage: Eukaryota; Viridiplantae; Streptophyta; Magnoliopsida; Malvales; Malvaceae
Source: RefSeq, a predicted model, not a curated record
UAUUACCAUCAAUAUCAUGUCUCUAACGGCUACUUACAGAACCUCCAACAAAUUUAGAACAAUCGGCUCAGGGUACGGCUUCCAAGAACAUCUACUGCUCUCACCCUUUGACUCUCUACCGGCUAGUUUCCUUCACCAGGCCCCUCUCCAUCCUCUCCCAGAUCUACGACGACGACGACAAAAAUGGACGAAAUUCAGAUCAACGGCGCCGGAGAAGAAGUAAUCGGCGAUGACUUCUACGAGAAGAUUGAGGCUCCUAAGUUCGUGGAACUCACCGCACCCGAUCGCUGCCGCACUGAGAGUGAUGACCGUUACUGGUUCUGCCUCCGUGUCGGAUGUGAUCAAAACCAUGAUGAAGAAAUGGACUCUGAAGCCAUUUAUAAAAAUUUUGUUCUUCGGGUUAUGGCAGCUAGGAGUCCAAGUGUUCGACUUCGACAAGCUCUUUCCAGAAAAGAUUCAAGUUCAAAUUUGCAAUGCCCAAGAACCGUUCCUGCUAAAUCUUCAAAAUCUAGAGUGUCAAGAUUGGCUAUGAUUUCAUCCAUUUCUCAGAAGAUGGGUGAAGUCAAAGUGAAAGUUAGAUGUGUUCCUAAGCAGAGUGCAACUACCCCAAAUGUGAAGGCAGCAAAGCAACCAUCUACUAAGGCCUUGACUACUCCAAGGAACAAAAAGGGCCUCUCAAAUCCAGGUGCUUUUCGAAGUGUUAGGAACCCGAAACCGACUACAAUUGAGGUACCAAAGAAUAGAGUAGUGGCAAAGGCUCUGGUAUUUCACUCUCCAAAGAAGGCAGUGAUGUUGAAGAAGUCUGUAGAAUUGAGUAGUUCGUUAAGAAAGAUAUGUGCAGGGAUGAAGAAGCGUGAGAUCACUGAGAAGAAUACAUUGGGGUGUAAUAAACCUUUAGAUGCUUCAAGGAAACAGUUAAGAGGGAGAGAGGUUAAAAGCCGGGUAUAUGAUUCAUUGCAUUCUCAUAAUCAGAAGAAGCCGGAAGCUAAAUCUUUAACAUGUUUGAAGAAAAAGAAGGGAAAAGACUUGCAGUUGUCCAAGGGCUCUAUGUGUCAUAAACCGAAUGAAAAGGACUCAACUGAUAUGGAGAUUGAGGCAAAAUCAAAGGAUGGAUCUUUGGAAGUUUGCUCUACAUCAGGUAUUUCUAAGAAUCCUUCAGAGAGCUCAGAGCAAGCAAUAGACGAGAAAGUCAGAUUUUCAACUGAUGCCUCAAGGAAUAACGUGGCCUCCCUUUCCAACUCUGAAGGGAUUAAUUCUGGAGACGAUGAUGAUGUUCCCAAAUCCCAAAAUGGUGGGCACAAUGAAAUUAAUGAAAGGAUCAGCCAUGAAGAGAACAUUUCUGAGGAUAAGGAAAUCCCCGAAGCCACGGAGAGUGACGACAAAGAAAAUGCUUUGGCAUCUCACAUUAAAGCAAGUGAAAGCAAAGUCAUGGAAAUUGACGACGAGGAAAAUGCAUCAGCUUCUGAUGAAAACAGAAAAUUGAAUUGUACCACGGUCAAGGUGGUGAAAAAUGAUGUUCUUGGGAAGCAUGAGGCUUCUAAAGGCAUUAAAAAGGUUACUAAAGUAAUGAGUAACACAUUGAAAGAAAACCCCACAUCUACAAUCAAUGGUACUCAAGGGAUGAAGUACAGAAAACCUAAGCUCACAUAUCCCAAGCCCUUUCGGCUUAGAACUGAUGAAAGAGGCAUUUUAAAGGAAGCAAACUUGGAGAAGAAGCAUCUUCAAGCACCAUUGAAAGAAACAACAACUUUUCCAGGAUUCCAAGAUGGAAACUCAAGAAGAAAAAGUCAGAAUGUACAAAGAAAAGAAAAGUGCCUUGGACAAACUGAAACGGUUUGUUGUACACAUGAAGGCAGUGACAAUGAAUCAGAUACAAGAAAACUAAAGGAUCGACCGAAAACUAUCAAAUCCUGUCGCUCGAGGAUUUCAAGAGGAACUAUGGAAAGAAAGCUUUCUACCGCUCCACAGAAACGUGCUGUUCCUAUGCAUCAGAAAACCAAAUUUCCAUCACUGCUGGAAAAAGGCCAAGACAAGGCAGCUCAAAAAUCCGAGGGCACAUUGGAGAAGACAAAAUUAUCAUCCAUCAAGCAACUAGCAACACCAGGAGGGGUGGCAUCAAGUGGGACGAAAUUGGUUUCUCUCAUGAAACCUGGUCAACUUGGUGUAAUGAAGGAAAUGUCACCUACAAUGUCCAGAUCGAAACAACCAUCAUAUCCUAACGAGAGUGAAACUUCCUUAGCGACGAAAGCUUCUGCUUCUAAUGCUUCAAGCAAGAAGGCAUACAACCAUUCCAAAGGAGCCACACUUUCAUAGCAUUCAUGUGCCAAAAAGCUAGCACAAGGAGUUACUAUAGUGCACGUGUAUCAUAGUCACCUUGGUCACAAGCCAACCACUUUUUUUUUGUCGAAUUAGAUUUGCUUACUGGCAUUUUUUAGCAGGUGUGUUUUCAUCUAUAUUAUUAUGAUCUUAAGGGAAUUUUAAGUUCCUUUUAAGUAUUUGUUUGUAAGCUGUAAAAUUUGUGAUACAAGAAUGAUCUGUAUUAAUUCAUUUACAAGAUAUAAAUAUUUGUUACUGUUCCUUGUUCUGUCGACUAGUUUUCUUAAUCUCAAGUUUCAAAUGUCUUUUCUAGGCAGUCAAAAGUUUCAUAUGAUGUAAUCGCCUGUUUAGGAGCUAAUAUCAGAAGGAUACAAAUGGAGAUUUGAAGGAGCUUCUUGACUACAUUACUCAUCAUUUGAA